Messenger RNA from Monascus purpureus, 1492 nucleotides. Lineage: Eukaryota; Fungi; Ascomycota; Eurotiomycetes; Eurotiales; Aspergillaceae. The record is from the annotation of a GenBank genome assembly.
AUGUCGAAUGUGGUUCUUGUUACUGGAGCUACAGGCCUCCUUGGUCGGCAGGUUUUCAAUGUCUUCCAGCACUCUGGCUGUCUGGUAGUCGGGCAGGGUUACUCGCGAGCUACGCCCCCAACAAUCCUCAAAGCCGAUCUGGAGAAGCCGGAGGACAUCGAGCGGCUACUAGAUGAAGUCAAGCCCCAGAUAAUCAUCCAUUGUACGCGUCAUCCACACUUCAUAUUUGGUGUAGUACAUACUGCGCUGCACUUGGGCGAUGACUCUGACCAAACUGGAAUUCUAGGCGCUGCGAACCGCUACCCCGACCUGUGUGAACAGGACCCUGAAGCGGCCCACAGGGUCAAUGUUGAAUGCUCACGCGCCCUGGCCCAAGGAGCAUCGGCGCGGCGUGCAUUUCUCAUUUACAUCUCGACCGAUUAUGUCUUUCCGGGUACGGAAGGCGAGGCGCCGUACGAGGCAGACGCAGAGCCUCGACCGGUCAAUAAAUACGGAGAGCUGAAGCGGGAGGGGGAGCUGGCCGUUCUGGAAGCCACCCGGGAUACAGGCAUGGGAAUCGUCUUGCGUCUCCCACUCCUGUACGGCUCUGCUACUAAAAACAGCGAGAGUGCCGUGAACUCGCUGAUCGAUGUGAUCUGGAAAGCGCAAGACGAAAAAGCCGGCAUCAAGAUGGACGAUUGGGCCCUGCGGUACCCGACGAACACCGAAGAUGUGGCACGGGUAUGUCGAGACAUUGUUAUCAAGUACGUGAAGGAGAUGAACAGGAUCAAGGAGCUCCCCAAGAUCCUCCAAUUCUCCUCCGAGGACCGGAUGACCAAAUACGAGAUGUGUGAGAAACUGGCCGAGGUGCUUGGUUUGUCGCUGGCCGGCAUGGUCAGGGAUCAGAGAGGGAACGACCCCAACUCGCCCGUGAAGAGGCCGUACGACGCUCACCUUUCAACCAAGGCACUGCAGGACCUGGGCAUUAACGUGAAGACGAUGGACUUCACGGCAUGGUGGAGGAGAGAAUUGGGCGCCUACCGAAAAUAGAUACUAUUACAUAUUUAAACCCUACUCGAUAAUAUAUCCUGCGACAUGGCGCAAGGCUAGAUGCAUACGAGGAAUUUAAGGUGUACGGUCUAGAUCGGGCAUUAUUGGAAAGUCCAAUAAUAACAGCCGCCGGUGUACAGCAGAUGGAGACAUUCCAAGAAGCACUAAUUCCUAUCGACAUUCGUUUCCCGGACCGGAGUAACCAUGGUUGCCCAUCGCACCGCGCUGUAAUUACAUCCUGCAAGGCACAUGCAGUGUAGCGAGCGGCCAUGCAUGCAUUUCUGUGACUGCCUCGAUGCCCAACGAAGGAUCGCUGAGCCACCAUCGCCGGGUAAAUGCAUUCGAGGAUCCGGUGACAAUAACCUGUCCGGUGCUUUUGCUCUGCGGCCGGGACGAUUAAAUUAUUGCGCCUUGCCAACGUAGUAUCGCAGUGUCGCGAGAUCUCCUUCCAUGGAAACCCCCU